Messenger RNA from Arctia plantaginis, 627 nucleotides. NCBI's taxonomy places the organism in Eukaryota, Metazoa, Arthropoda, Insecta, Lepidoptera, Erebidae. The record is from the annotation of a GenBank genome assembly.
AUGUUCAACUCUCACUUCUGCGGAGGUACUAUAUUGAACGAAAGAUGGAUUCUUACUGCUGCACAUUGUACUAUUGGUCAAUCUCGCUACUUGAUGCAAGUAGUCGUCGGCACCAACAGUCUCAUCCUUGGAGGUGACAGGUACGCUGUGGAGGAGAUCAUAAUCCAUGAGAGCUACAACGGCAAUGUUAUCGUGAACGACGUCAGUCUAAUCAGGGUUACGAGAGAUAUCCAGUUCAGUGAGAGGGUCCAACCAAUCGCUUUACCUUCUGAGGACACUGGAGCCGAAAAAGAGCUGAUGUUGAGUGGAUGGGGAAGAACUUCUUACCCCGGCACGUUGCCAUUGCAACUACAGAUGAUCAACCUGACAUCCCUGAGUGUGGAACGCUGCCAGAACAUCUACAGUAAUAUCCACCAAGUCUUCGAGAGCCAGAUCUGUUCUCUGACGAAAUCUGGAGAAGGAGCUUGUCAUGGUGAUUCUGGGGGUCCACUUGUAGAGGGUAAUACUGUUGUGGGAAUUGUGUCCUGGGGCAUGCCUUGUGCCCGUGGCUACCCUGAUGUCUACAGCAGGGUUUAUUCCUUCAAGAACUGGAUUGAAGAACAAAUUUCAAGCUUCGUACCGUACUAA